AAAGCAGCUGUUAGAGUUGCACCAUCCGAUUUAAAUAACUCUUCUGUGUAUGUGUUGUUUUUUGUGAAAAUGUAAAAAUUGUCUGAUUAACAUUCACAUAAAAGGGGGAGGGUUAUCUUUCCCUAGCGGUUUUGUAUUACCCCGGCUGUUUCUGUCAUAAGCAGUCUACCGUAAUCCUAGAGUUUCCUCACUCUUCACUCUCUUAUAGAGUAAUCAUAAGAAGCAUAGCAAGGGGGUUCGACUAUGUCUUGUCUUUGGGUGCGACGACCCCACUUUUUACCCCAGCCAAGUAAGUAAGUAAGGAAUCACCUGCUCCCUAUUUCCACAUUUUGUGCUCCCUAAAUUCCAUUUAUGCUCCCUUUUUUCAUGCGUACGAUUGGAUUUAGGGAUCAUGCUCCCUAUGUCCAAGAAUUUAGGGAGCAUGCUCCCUAAAUUCCACUUUUUGCUCCCUAAAUCCACUUCGUGGUCCCUAUUUUCAAUUUCAGUGCUCCCGAAAUCCAAUUUGUAUUUUAAUAAUGGUAGCUUCGAGCAUGGACGAAUUGUGUUAGUCAAGGAACUAAAGGGUAAGGUAAGGUUAUGUAAAUAACUGGCUACAUAUAUAGGAUUUUUGUUCCUAAUUGAAAGCUUUAUAUACAUUAUUCUUUGUAUUUUCGUUCUCACUGGGUAACAAGUGGAGUCUCAAUAUAUCCAGUGUUGUAACUAUUUCAAAUUUAUAGCUAGUCAUGUAUUAUAGCUAGAGGCUAGCUAGCUAGAAAUGAAUGAAAAUGUAUUUUUAGCAAGCUAUCCAUAUCUACAGAGUUUAGUAAGUCAUUAUUAAAUGUUUAUCUUGCUAGCUAGCUACAUUUCAGACCUCACUCAAAUAUAGCUACGCUAGAAAGCAAUUCAAAUCAAGCUGUUAGCUAUUAUAUUUUAAGCCUUAGAAAUGUGCAUAUUUUAUGUCUAGUCUCACAAAUAUUGAGAGAUAUACCCUGUCUAUUAUUUCCAGGGAGGGUUGGAGGGACAUGGCUUUGAUUUGUGAUUGGGAGUCCUGGAGUAUUUAAUGCUCAUUUCGAGCUACGCAGUCCCAAUUAGGUUCCGUGCUCUGCUAGACAACUCCCUGCAAGACCCAACAGUCCACACAGUGUGCCAUCUCCCCAAUUUCCCUCGCGUGGCUUGGCUUAACCCAGGCUAUGGUAACAUUCACUCUCGCCCAUAUAUUGAAUCGCCGACAAUGGGAACCAAACCCCGGUCUCCCCGCACAAAGUGCAAGAGUUAUAACCACUAGGCUGCGGGGCCACAGUCUUUGAUUUUUGGUUCUGUAAACUACUACUGACAUUGAAGAUGCAGUGAUAAACAGUUAUUUGAUAAAUCCAUAAUGGCAGACUUAUUUGUGACAUUUGGCCUUACACUAUGUGGAUUUAUAGUUUUUGUUGCUUAUUUAAGCCAAGGGAAAACGUUUUAACGAAAUAUUAGAAGGCAGCAGAAAUAAACGGGACUAUACUGUGGAGAAUAAAAUACAAUGUUGAUGUCUUGUGCGGGAUAUCUCGUCAUUAAAAGAUUGUCUUUAGUAAUCGCUGUAUAUACACCAUUACUUCCAUCGCAAAACAGUUGUGGUCUCUUUUAGUCCAGUUCAAGUCACUGCCUCAUAUAUUAGGUGUACAAUAGGUUUUGUGUAUAUAUAGGUUUUGGUUAUAUUAUGUUUAUGGACUUGUGUUUAGUUACAACUGCUUCUUAGGACUUCUUGUCAGUGUAGGAUGGCUCAAACAAAACAAAGUACGACAUAAAUAAAAGUAGAAAUAGAAGUGCUUCACACAUUACAUGUGACAAUGAUAGGUCUGCGAAACAUUUACCACGCAGGACGAUUUGUUCCUUCUUGUCUGCGGGUAUUUUUCCUUAAAAAAUCAAAUACAUGCCAUGUUGCUGUCAUGGUAUCAUUUUCCACCUGGUCUUUGGUGUUGUACGAGCCCUGGUAUACAAUGCAUGCCUUUUAACAUAAACAAUAUUGGAUUUGGGGGAGGGGGGCCUGUCUACUUAACUUGUAGGGACAUUUUUCCUUUUACAACAAAAGUUUUCUCAAUAUAUUUGUGGAGGGUUGUAGGUCAAAGGAAUUGCUUGGCCUACUGAACUUUUGCAAUAACAAACAAUAUUGUGUAGCAAAAGGAUUAUUGUUUUUUAAAUAUUGAGUAAAUUGCUUCUAAAAUGAUUAUAGGCACCCAGCUAAUUAUUCCAUGUGAAUAAUAAAUCUAUUUAUGACAAUGAUUACCAGGCCUUAUUUUAAGGCACAAGAAAAAACGUAUAUAAUACCUUUUCAAAACUAAUAUUUGAAAUGAGUUAUGUUUUUGUGCAUUUUGUAGCGUGUAACUGUAGCUCUCUAUACCACAUUGCUGAUGAAAAAUGUAAGGAUAUUCAACCAGAGUUAGCUAUUGCUUGAAUUGUACUUUUUAGAAAUUCUCAAAAUAAGUUAUAUAAAAACAAGGAAUAUGAUUAAAAAAUGCAAGGGCAAAUUACAGCUUCCCCAAGAGAAAGGUGAAAUAAAUAACCAGAAAGCUGGUCUUGUUGAGUCAUUAGUUAGUGCUGUGGAAAAUCAACAAGACAACAAUAAAAUUGAGAAACCUGCUUUGAAUUCUACUGGAAAGGGUAUGUCUUUCGUCAUGGUUUAUGUGAUGAAGCAUAAGACAGCGUCGACCUCUGGCCCGGUUGUUCUUGCUUUUUCCACUUCACUAUACAACGACUGCAGAGUGUACAUUGAUAAAAUUCGAAAUAAGAUUCCAGGUGUUGGAGUGGAACCCAGCGAUUUGGUUUUCAUCAGUUGGAGUGGUAGGCAAAUGACUUCAUCUAUGAUCGGUGACCAAUUCAAUGCAUUUUUUCAACGUGCUACUACAAAAAAUCUUUUGGAAAGAAAUAUAACGGCAACGCUAGUACGCAAAUCUUUCGUAUCUACCGUGCAUUCGUCUGUUCCUGGGUUAAAGCGCGACUUAUCGAACAUGAUGUGUCACAGCGAAGAUACCGCAGCUAAAUCUUAUUUUCUUCAGGAAAAAACAAAAAAUGUAGCUCAAACAUUUAAGCGAAUGCAUAGCGCCAUGAGGUCAUCAUCUUCAUCUAUGAGUAGCGAAGAAAUUGAGAGGAAAAUUACCGAAAUCUUUAAAGAUGUUUUGUCAUCAGAUGCUACCAUAACUUUGUCAUCAGUACGAGAGAAAAACGAUCUGUUGGUGAAUAUUCCAUUGACCGAAUAUCAAAUUCGCGACAAAUUAAGAUACAUUGUAGAAAACCAAAAACUGAGUAGGAGGGGAAAUCAAACUUUAAAUUACGAGGAAGACGUUUUACCUCCAACAGAUGAGCUUGGGCCUCCUGAAGACUCAGAUAGCUCUGCGCAUGAUGAUCAUUCUAAAUAUGAGUUCUCUGCUGAAUGUCGGUCACGUACAUUGUAUCUUCCAAAAGAAGAGAUUGCCAUACGUAAAGCUUUUAAAGAAAUUAUAAGGCCGUUCUGCUGUAGAACGCAUUUUAAAAACGAUCGAAAUCUGAAGGAAAUUUACGAAAAACAUGGUUUGCAGAAAAUACUCGUGAAAGUAAGGACUGAGAGGCGGAAAUAUUGCUGUAAAAAGUAGUAAAAACAUUUGUUAGAAAGGACUUUUAGGAUAAUUGUUGCACAAUUACGUUACUUCAAAACAAAGAAAUUCUAAAGCAGUUCGCUUUUUACAUAGCCACCUAUUUUUAUUUUUUUAUUUUUUUUCACGUUUGGAACGUUUGGACAGCGUUUCACGGACCGAUAAGUCUUGCCUCUUUCAUCUUGCAUGUUUUGUUUUUGAGAUUUGUAUGGAUUGUUUUUUGUUUUAACUUAGCUAAUGUCUUACACACACGAUGACCUUUACUUUUUUUGUAUUUUACUUUUUUCGUUUAAUAAAAUCAUUUGUUGA
Hydractinia symbiolongicarpus is the source of this 3893-nucleotide messenger RNA. RefSeq lists its product as uncharacterized. Gene Ontology annotation, molecular function: DNA binding. Gene Ontology annotation, biological process: DNA integration; DNA recombination. The record is from RefSeq and is a predicted model, not a curated record. The transcript has 4 exons. Lineage: Eukaryota; Metazoa; Cnidaria; Hydrozoa; Anthoathecata; Hydractiniidae. The coding region runs from base 2460 to 3584 and encodes 374 amino acids.